Molecule: messenger RNA, 1789 nt
Organism: Dermacentor andersoni
Lineage: Eukaryota; Metazoa; Arthropoda; Arachnida; Ixodida; Ixodidae
Source: RefSeq, a predicted model, not a curated record
AAGCGGAUUUUCAAAGCGGCGAGGCGGCGAGCGCCCGCGCCUGUUCAGACCGGCCGCGUUGCCUGGCUGGCCGCGCAGCCCGGAAGGCGGGGCAUCUCGAAAUUUCUUUAGCAAUUUCACGGACGUGCCGCCAUCUCGCGGCAGUUUGGGUUUGUACGCGCACUUUCGAUAUUUUUUUCGUCGUGGGUUGGCGCGCUCCCGUCCACUAUCUACUUCUGCACAAUGAUGAGCUCAGACGAAGAAGAAGAGAUCGCUGGCAUUUUACUGGCCACUUGUCUAGUCGCUUUUCAAGAACAGAAGCGAAAAGCUCAGAGAAAGAAACCCCGCCAACGUCGCUGGUGGGUUCGGCCAGCCUUGCAAGAGCGAGAUAGAAUGGGCCAUGCCAAUGUGUUGCUGCCUCACCUUCGUUCGCGCGACUUGGAGUACUACAGAGACUAUUUGAGGAUGCCCCCACGGUGUUUCGACACUUUAUUAGAACUCCUCAAGCCAAGGAUUCAAAAAAGUGACACGAACUACCGAAAGGCGAUUCCGCCAGAGCAUCGGCUAGCGCUGGCUGUGAGGUUCUUGGCUUCGGGGGAAACACUCCGCUCCUCAUCUUUCAGUUUUCUUUCUGGUCGCUCCACAGCUUGCAUGAUUGUCCCCGAAGUGUGCCAGGCGAUUUGGGACGUGCUUGGGCCGGUUUACGUAUCACGGCCGUCAACUCCAGCUGAAUGGCUAAAGGUUGCGAGAGAGUUCGAGGAAAAGUGGGACAUGCCACAUUGCCUUGGUGCAAUAGAUGGCAAGCACGUGAAUGUUGAGUGCCCGGCAAACUCAGGAAGCCGAGACCGAAAUUACAAAAAUACGUUCAGCAAAUCACUGCUCGCUGUGAGCGGCGCAAACUACAGCUUCCUGUAUGUUGAAAUCGGUCACCAUGGAAGCGAGUCAGAUGGUGGGAUUUUUAGCAGAAGCAACCUGCAAGCAAAAAUUAUUGAGGACAGCCUUGGAGUUCCUGCGCCUGCAAGUCUUGGGAGGAUAGGCAGCAUUCCAUAUUUUUUUGUCGGUGAUGAGGCUUUUCCUCUAAAGACUUACAUGAUGAGGCCAUAUUCCAGAAAAGGUCUCCACCCUGUUCUCUCAGUGAGCUCAUCGAUAGCAACAAAACAAGCUUGCAGUGCAGAGAGCAGCACCACCACACAAUUUGAAGAGCUACAGCAAAGGAGAAUAUUUAAUUACCGAUUGAGCAGGGCUCGCAGAGUUGUUGAAAAUUCUUUUGGAAUUAUGGCGCAGAGGUGGCGGAUCCUUCGACGGCCUUUCAAAGCCAAGGAAGAGAACAUUAGAAGGAUAGUAUCCGCAUGUGUCGUGCUACACAACUUUCUUUUGAAAGAAUCGCCUGAAUCGAAGGCCACGUACUGUCCUCCGGGCACCGCCGACACCGAGGAUUGGCAAGGAAACGUGACUGAUGGAAACUGGAGAGCCGAAGGCACAGACAAUGGAGCUCUAGUCACCUUGAAUGGUGCAGGUUGCCACUCAGCCAGGGUUGCUUAUGCCAUGCGCGACAAACUGUGCAGAUAUUUCAUCACAGAGGGAAAGGUGCCGUGGCAGGAGAGCCACGUAAAAGACUGCAGAUGGUAACCAGCCAAAGGUGUCACUGCUGGGAGUUCCAUGAGAGCUGCUGCCUGCCUCGAAAUCCACCCACCCGACCUCAUGGAUCUCAUUCAAUGAAAGUUCAAGUUGGGAGUCUUCCUGGCUCCUGCUGCCACUUUCGGCAGACUUGUCUGAUCUGCAUCAAGCAUGAAUAAAAACAUUUGCUGCA